AUGACUAACAACAAUGGAUGUAUUAUAUCCGGGGAAAUUGAUAAAGGAGAAAUAUUUAAGGAGUUUUCUACAAAAUUUGUAUCAACGGUAGCAACUAGUGAAUCUGAUCGUUCUGAGAAUGCAGGCGGUACUCGUGAUGGUUGGUUACUUAUUGAGGCUAUCAGACAAUUCGAUAAGGAUUGGUCCCGAACUUUCUUUUAUUAUAUGAAUGCUUUGGAACUCGAAGAUCCCAAAGAUUUGAUUAGGAAGUUGGAUGGAAAGGUACACAUGUUUCGUGAUGGUGAAAAGAAGUUGAGGGUUGCUGUGAUAAAGACUGAGGGUAAUUGUGAUGUUAUGAAUCUGAUUGACAGUGCUAUUUCGAGACGGUAUGAAAACUUUUUUUAA
Meloidogyne enterolobii is the source of this 384-nucleotide messenger RNA. The record is from the annotation of a GenBank genome assembly. NCBI's taxonomy places the organism in Eukaryota, Metazoa, Nematoda, Chromadorea, Rhabditida, Meloidogynidae.